Macrosteles quadrilineatus (aster leafhopper) is the source of this 1211-nucleotide messenger RNA. RefSeq names its product charged multivesicular body protein 2b-B (gene CHMP2B). NCBI's taxonomy places the organism in Eukaryota, Metazoa, Arthropoda, Insecta, Hemiptera, Cicadellidae. Bases 383 to 1033 code for a protein of 216 amino acids. Gene Ontology annotation, cellular component: ESCRT III complex; multivesicular body. The transcript has 6 exons. The record is from RefSeq and is a predicted model, not a curated record. Gene Ontology annotation, biological process: protein transport; endosome transport via multivesicular body sorting pathway; late endosome to vacuole transport.
GUCCGAUGGGGUUUCGUGAUCGCCUGAUCGGGAUAAACAUAAACUUAACCUAUAAUAUCAUCUCCUGUCACUUACUGUCACUGUCAUUCAAUAGCCUACAUUAAUUUAGUGAAGUAGGGCCUAACUCUUUAUUUUUUAUUUAGCCUAGCACGAUUAUAGCAUUUAGCAUUACAGUAGUACCAGAACCAGCCCGUCAUUAUCAAUCUCUGAAACUAGUAAAUCGACAAACCUCUGUUAGCUCUAGCACAUGAACUUAAGCGUUACUUAUAAGUUAACGGAGGAAAAUGAAAAUGUCAUAACAUAAGUAAACUUAUACAUUUGCCUAUUAAAAACAUUUAAUGUACAUUUUUAUCACAACGCUGACUAAACUUUACAGUACAAGAUGAGUUUUUUGGACAGCAUUUUUGGAAAAAAGCCCACUGUCAAAGAACAGCAGCGAGAAAAUGAUAAAGCACUUCGCAAAGCUGGGCGAGAAAUUGAAAGAGACCGAAGGGAAUUAGAAAGAGAAGAAAAGAAAUUAGAAAUGGAAAUAAAAAAACUCGCUGCACAAGGUAAUCAUGAUGGGUGUAAGUUAUUGGCCAAGCAGCUAAUACAAAUGCGAAAGCAGAAAAACCGAACAUAUGCAGCCAACAGUAAGAUACAAAGUAUAGGUGCUCAGAACAAAACUAUUGGAGCAAAUGCAAGUUUGGCUAAUGCUAUGUCAACUACAGCCAAGACGAUGAAAGAUAUGAAUACCAUCAUGAAACCAGAACAGAUAGCAGCCAAUAUGCGAGACUUUGCUCAGGCUAAUAUGAAGAUGGAAAUGACUGAUGAAAUGAUAAAUGACACACUGGAUGACAUGCUUGAUGAGUCAGGAGACGAAGAAGAAACUGACCUCAUAGUCAACCAGGUCCUGGAUGAAAUUGGAAUUGAAAUUUCUGGACAGAUGUCAAAAGCACCUUCUGCAGCAAGAGAGAAGGUUGGUGAUAAGACCAAGUCUAGGCUACCCACAGACGAGGAAAUAGAAGAACAGUUGGCCAAACUUAGAGGUUGAUCAUCUAUCUGUGCCUUACCUUUAUCGAAUACCGGUUUGAAGCCAAUUUGUGCUUUUAGAUUUGUAUUAAAAAAUAAGAUUAAAUUCAAAAUUAUUAUUUUUGUGUUAAUACAUGCCAUUUAUUAUUUAUUUAUGAAAUGUACUUAAAUGUUCUAUUGAAUAAAUAAGUUGUGUUAUU